Molecule: messenger RNA, 5258 nt
Organism: Lycium ferocissimum
Lineage: Eukaryota; Viridiplantae; Streptophyta; Magnoliopsida; Solanales; Solanaceae
Exons: 9
Coding region: 1066-4989 (1307 amino acids)
Biological process (GO): signal transduction; protein phosphorylation
Cellular component (GO): cytoplasm
Molecular function (GO): protein binding; ATP binding; protein kinase activity
Source: RefSeq, a predicted model, not a curated record
GUGGGUUCUGGGGAGGGUAGAGUGUACGUAGACCUUACCCCUACCUUUGAAAUGGUAGAUAGGUUGUUUCCAAUAGGAGAGAAGAAAAUGCAGCAAGAUAAUAACAUAAACAAAGUGAAAGAAACAAGCAGGUAGUACUAGAGAUCUAAGAAUAAGCAAAGGUAAAAAGAUACUAAUACUCCUGACACGGAAAAAGAUACUAAUAGUGAGGAAAGUAAAACAAAGGAAUGAAAGGCCGCCUUGCCUUUGAUGUUGUCUUGUCUUGGGGAGCAUCGAAGCUUGCUUCAUCUCCAGAGUUUUCUUGGUCACCGAGGUUAGUGUGUCUUGCUGGGAGUUGAAUUCUGGCUUGUUAAAAAAAGGGUCUGGAAAAGUGUGGCUAAUUUGUUCUUUUAUCAUAUUAGCCACACUCUUCUGUUAGUCGAUCUUGAUAGGGAAAGAAUAACUCCUCUUGGAAGAAAACUAAAGUAUGUGAGGAACUUUUGGCCGAAUUUUUUUUUACCAGCACAAGGUCUUUGCACCAAACAUAUAUGAAUGACAUGUGUGUCUUGACCUUUUUUUAUCACGAAUUAUGAAUAUAAUUAGUUAAUUCUUAUGUAUUCUCUCCUUGGUUUGUAUUUAAUGAUCCUCUUAGAGUAUUUUUAACUUGGCUUGGUACAAGCGUUCAGUCCCGGAUUGUGUGACGUGCCGCUUUUGAAGACAUCUUUUUAUGAAAUGGAAUAAAGUUUUAACCUUUAGGUGGAGUUUUAGGAUGGUUGUAGCUCUUUGCAAGGAUCAGCUUUUACCUAAAAAGGGCAAGCACAAGGUACACCAUUAGAAGUUCUCAGUUAGGAUAACUGAAAAAGAGUCAGCUAUAGCACAUCUGUCUAUUUACAAGGGUCUUCUGUUACCUAACUGCUCGAUCAAAAAUUCUAAAAGAGAUAGCUAAAUAAAAUCAGUUAUUACUCAUUUCUUUUUAAAACAUCCUAUUGAGAAUAAAGUUUGCUGUUGAGAUUGGAAGUGCUUACUUGCUUGCUGUUCCAUGGUGAUUAAGUCUCCUUAUGGGGUGAAUGUUAAGAAUCAAUUACAAUGGAUAGGGAUUUUGGAAAGGGCAUGACGGGACAGCAAAAUAACUUUGAACAAGCUCGUUAUAGUUCUAUAGACACUAGAACACAGGUCAUUGGUUCUUCAAACCAGAGAUUUUUCCAGGAUCCAUCCAGUUCUAUCAAUACAAACAUAAGACCACCUGAUCUCGCUGUACCAGUUGGAGCUAGGCCAGUAAUGAACUAUUCCAUUCAGACUGGCGAGGAGUUUGCUCUGGAAUUUAUGCGCGAAAGAGUUAACCCAAAGCAGAACCUCAUUCCUCAUGCUACUGGGGGGACUGCUGGUGCAACUUCUUAUAUGGACCUGAAGGACAGACAUGGAAAAUCUCAUGCAGGUUCUGAAAGUGGAUCAGAUAUUUCCAUGACCGCCUCAGUUGGAAAAACUCGAGUUCAACAUCACGAGAGGUCUACGUCUGUAAAUGAAAGGAUAAGCAACCACCAAGCUGUGCAAACUGGAACUAGAGCCUCAUCAAGAAAUAACAACAUCCAUGGGAUUCAAAGCCAUAUGUCUUCCAGAUCUGGUACAUCAACAAAGUUGAAGUUUCUCUGCAGUUUUGGUGGUAGAAUUAUGCCUCGUCCAAGUGACGGGAAACUUAGAUAUGUCGGCGGUGAUACGCACCUCAUCUGUGUAAGAAAUGAUAUUUCUUGGGAGGAACUCAGGCAAAAGAUGUUGACAAUAUUUAACAAUUGUCAUACAGUAAAAUAUCAGCUUCCUGGUGAGGAUCUUGAUGCAUUAGUGUCAGUUUCUUGUGAUGAAGACUUGCAGAAUAUGAUAGAGGAAUGUAAUGUACUAGAAGGUGAUGGAUCACAAAAAUUGCGGAUAUUUCUCUUUUCUUACAGUGACUUGGACGAUUCUCUGGCUGGUGUGGAGAAUGUUGAAGGAGAUUCAGAGAUGCAGUAUGUUAUUGCUGUCAAUAGCAUGGACUUAGGUUCAAGAAGAAACUCCAUUGCUCUUGCAAGCACUUCAAAAAAUACCCUGGAUGAGUUUCUGAGUGCAACAAUUGCUGGGGAGAAUGGUCAAGUUGCUAAGCGUGUAGCAGGGGCUGAUACUUCUGAUCCAGUCAUUGACAUGCCUCUAACAAGUCAAUCUGCUCAUGAAGGAGUGUCAAUUUCUUCACAUACCUUCGACUCCAAUCAACCAAGAUACUUGGGUCAAACUGUACGUCAUGGCGCUGAAUGGCAACCUUUACCCUCUUCCAUACCAGUUGACAACUUCCCAGGUGUAGAUGGCAGAAGCCUGGUUCUUCCAUCUACGCAAGUGCAGUAUAACCAUGGUUAUCAUCCACCAAACUCUUCACAACUUACAGAUGACUUUCUUGUAAACUCGGCCCACGGUUACAUGAAUUGGAAAGAAGGCAUGGCUCUCGAGCAGUCUCAUCAGAGCUCACAGGUGAAUGACCAAGAAACACAUGUUACAGUAGUGAAUCUGAAAAGAGAUAACUCUCCCCGCAAGAUGUUAGAACUUAGUAAAGAUCUACCUCGAGAGAAGGAAGUACAUGAGAAGGGAAAUAGAAAGAUAGAAAGCUCUUCACAGAAAAUAAAUGAGCCUGAAAAAAUGUGGCCUUUGGAAUGCGAAAAAGUUGGCUCCUCAAAUGCACUGGAUGAUUCCACCUCAAGUCACAUUUCUAGAGUUGAGGUAUCGACCUUCACUGCUGUGGCAGUUGCUGGAAAUGCUGUUAUACAAUCUAAAAUUGAUGAAAAGAGUCAGGAACAAGUGCAGAGUUCAGUGUCUGCUGAAGCUGUUCAGGAAGAAAAACUUGAUAGGUUUACUGAAGAUGGCUUCUCUGGAUCUGGUAGAACUUCAAAUGCUGGUUAUGGGGACUCAGGGGCACAUCCACAUGACAUUAGUUAUGAACAACCAUCAAUUCCUCAACGGACUUUUCGUUCUGAAUGGAUACCCAGGGAACAGUCGGGCCUCAAUCGUUUAUCUAAAUCUGAUGAUUCCGCUGCUUCACAGUUCAUAAUGACCCAUGCACAUUCUGAAGGAUCACAGCAGAUCAUAGAAUCAGUUAAUAAAUUGAACGAUGGGAAUGUGGCUUCUCAGACUGAGCUUUUUAUACCUUCUGGAAGAUCUUUGUCUGCUAAUCAAAGUGCUACUGCAGAGAAAGGGGUAAAACUUCCGGAAUCUCUGGAGUUAAGUGUCAGUGCCAGAGAAGUUUAUACCAAGGGUGGUGGAGAAGUUUCCGAAGCAAAUCUCUAUAAGCCUGAGUUGAAAGCAGCAACUUAUGCAGAGAAAGUGAAAUCUGGACUAGGUGAUCAUAUCAUAAGCAAUAAUGUCCAGGCUGAGUCUGCUUCCGGGCAGACAGAGGUUCAUUGUGGUGAUGCAUCUACAAAUAGAGCCGAGGGAAAUAAAGCAGCAGAGCAAAUACAAUCUUUGGCUGAGAAAGAGUGUCAGGUUGGAGAAGCAGUUUCCACAGGGAGGCCCUCUGUUACGGUUGGCACACUUAAGCAUGGGAGCAUUCUUUUUGACAUUAAUGACCGCUUCCCCCGUGAUUUUCUCGCUGAUAUAUUCUCCAAAGCCAAACUUAUGGAUACUUCACCAGUCCCUGCCCCACUGCACACUGAUGGAACUGGUUUGAGCUUGAAUAUGGAGAACCAUGAACCAAAGCACUGGUCCUUUUUCCAAAAGAUAGCUCAAGGUGAGUUUGUUAGAAGAAAUGUCUCUUUGAUGGAUCAGGAUCAUCUUAGUCUGUCUUCUACCCGUGCAAAUGUUGAUAAUGGAGUGUCUACGGAUUAUGGUUAUCCUCCUUUCAAGGGUGAUGGACCAAUGAUAGAUCAUAUGGACCCUCAGCUCAAUACUGAAGCUGAGUUCCAACAACCAUUACCUGAAAUUGUUGUCCCAGACACCAUGGAUUUGCCUUCAGAGUACAACCCUUCUCAAUCCACUGACGUUCAAACUAUGCAGUAUGAUGUUGAAUUGAAUUCGAAAAUACCUGAAUCGGGCUAUCAGGAUGAGAACCAAGGAACUCAGAAUGCUGGCUUUCCCCUUACCAAUCUCUCGCCUGGAGACUUUGAUCCCAGCUCCUUGCAGAUUAUCGCUAAUGAAGAUCUUGAAGAGUUAAAGGAACUGGGUUCUGGAACAUUUGGGACCGUAUAUCAUGGAAAAUGGAGAGGAACUGAUGUUGCCAUCAAGAGAAUAAAAAAAAGCUGUUUCACAGGUCGCUCAUCAGAGCAGGAGAGAUUGACUGUAGAGUUUUGGCGUGAAGCUGGAAUUCUUUCAAAACUUCAUCAUCCCAAUGUGGUGGCAUUUUAUGGUGUAGUGAAAGAUGGGCCAGGAGGGACUCUUGCCACAGUAGCAGAAUUCAUGGUGAAUGGUUCUCUUAGACAUGUUUUACUUAGCAGGGACAGAUACCUUGAUCGUCGCAAGAGGCUCAUAAUUGCAAUGGAUGCUGCAUUUGGAAUGGAAUAUUUGCACUCAAAGAAUAUUGUGCAUUUUGAUAUGAAAUGUGACAAUUUGCUUGUCAACUUAAAAGAUCCUUCUCGACCCAUUUGUAAGGUGGCUGAUUUUGGACUGUCAAAGAUUAAGAGAAACACCUUGGUUACUGGUGGUGUCAGGGGAACGCUUCCAUGGAUGGCUCCAGAGCUAUUGAAUGGUGGCAGUAAUAAGGUUUCUGAGAAGGUUGAUGUCUUCUCCUUUGGGAUUGUGCUUUGGGAAAUCCUCACUGGCGAGGAACCUUAUGCAAAUAUGCAUUAUGGAGCAAUUAUAGGUGGUAUCGUCAACAACACAUUGAGACCGCAUGUGCCAACCUUCUGUGAUACUGAGUGGAGAAUGCUUAUGGAACAGUGUUGGGCUCCAGAUCCUGCCAUCCGCCCAUCUUUCACUGAAAUUGCCAGACGCUUACGUGCCAUGGCUGCCGCCUGUCCACCAGGACGUCAAGCUCAUCCAGCACAAAAUCAGCAAUCCAAGUGAUGGUAUGGCGUCUUCUUCCUCGGUAUCCGUGAGUUUCUUCUAAGUAUACUCUGUUUAUUCUUUGUCAUUCAGAGAGAGGAGAGUGGUCUCCUUCAGAGUGUGAAACAACAUUGUCGAAAAACUAUUGAGCGACAUUAUAUAUAUACCCAGGAAACAUGAAAUUCUAGUUAUAUGUUGCAAUUUGUAAAAGCAUAAUUUGUAUCUAUGAUAAAUGGAAAUGUAGCUUUGGCCUCUGAAAUGCUUGGUGAUAUUAUAAGUUUUAAGUGAUU